Sander lucioperca (pikeperch) is the source of this 879-nucleotide messenger RNA. RefSeq names its product proteasome 20S subunit beta 2 (gene psmb2). Gene Ontology annotation, biological process: proteasomal protein catabolic process. The record is from RefSeq and is a predicted model, not a curated record. NCBI's taxonomy places the organism in Eukaryota, Metazoa, Chordata, Actinopteri, Perciformes, Percidae. The coding region runs from base 157 to 756 and encodes 199 amino acids. Gene Ontology annotation, cellular component: cytosol; proteasome core complex, beta-subunit complex; nucleus. Gene Ontology annotation, molecular function: peptidase activity. The transcript is spliced from 6 exons.
GAGUCGCGUGGAAAGGACGAAAACUGUUUUCCGGUGACGACAACAGUCUGCGCCACCUAUCUUAAACUUUUGCUGUGUAAUCUGUACAGGCGAGGCUAAGAGACGUCUGCUAUCUCAGUGUUGUAGGCAUAUUUCAGCUCAUACCUGUUAUACAGAAUGGAAUAUUUAAUCGGGAUACAGGGACCUGAUUUUGUCCUCGUCGCCGCCGAUAAUGUUGCAGCCAGCAGCAUUAUUCAGAUGAAACACGACUAUGACAAGAUGUUCAAACUAAGUGAGAAGAUUUUGCUGCUGUGUGUUGGAGAAGCGGGAGACACAGCACAGUUUGCAGAGUACAUCCAGAAGAAUGUUCAGCUCUACAAAAUGAGGAACGGUUAUGAACUCAGUCCAUCAGCAGCAGCAAACUUCACACGAAAGAAUCUUGCAGACUACCUUCGAAGCAGGACUCCAUAUCAUGUGAACCUGUUGCUGGCGGGCUACGAUGAAACAGACGGGCCCGGUCUCUACUACAUGGACUACCUGUCGUCCCUGGCCAAAGCCCCCUUCGCUGCCCACGGCUACGGAGCCUACCUCACUCUCUCCAUUCUUGACCGGCACUACAGACCAGAUCUGACCCGAGAUGAGGCAGUGGAUCUACUGAAGAAGUGUGUUGAGGAACUGAACAAGCGCUUCAUCAUGAACCUUCCCUCCUUUACUGUCCGUUUGAUUGACAAGGAGGGCAUCCAUGACCUGGAGAAGAUCACCUCCGGCGCCAAGUGACCGCUCACUGCUUAACUACCAACCCUUACGCCCUUGUUUCUUUCCUCUUUUUUUUUUUUUUUUUACCGCUGACCUCCUUGCUCUUUCUGUUCCAAUAAAAAGUGACACACAGUUGAGAUACAA